Molecule: messenger RNA, 834 nt
Organism: Adineta ricciae
Lineage: Eukaryota; Metazoa; Rotifera; Eurotatoria; Adinetida; Adinetidae
Source: the annotation of a GenBank genome assembly
AUGCAUUUCUUGUCAAUAUUUUUGAUUUACGCCGGAUAUUUGGUUGAUUAUUCUAUCAAUGGAUUAUUAUGGAAUGAAACUUAUCUCAAAGGUGACGUAGUACAAGUAGGCGAUCUAAAUGUGUAUUCAGUUGGAAAGUCAGCGCUAAACUUCGCCGUGAUCGUUAUUUAUGAUGUUCGCGGCUUUAAUAUAUCUCAAACGCGUGUGUUUUGCGACCGGUUAGCAUCUGAAUAUUCUACUCGUGUAGUAAUGCCCGAUUUCUUUCGGGGUGGUGCCGCUCCAUCGCGUGGAAACCUUUCAGCAUGGGUGAGUAUGGCUACUAAUUGGUCGCGAGUAUCGAAUGAUUUGACAAAUAUGGCGGCUUGGUUACAAAAGAAUGAUUCAACGACUCGAAUUGGUUUAAUUGGAUUUUGUUGGGGUGGACUACAAGUUGUUCGUGCUUGCUCUAAUCUUUCUUCGCUCUUCUUCACUGGGGUUUCCAUUCAUGGCUCAUCGAUCACCGUCACUGAAGUUAGUCUAUUGAAAAAACCGAUGUUCUUCAUUGCAUCGGGAACUGAUCCUGCACUUCGUCCGAAUAUAUCCGAUGCGAUUGAACGAGCAAAUCCUCAGAUUAGUCAGCAAUGUCAAUAUCAAACUUACGAUAACAUGGUGCAUGGUUUUGCUUCUGCCGGUGCAAACUUUUCCAAUCCGGCCAAUGUAGCUGCCCUCAACGAUGUACAUCUCAAUGUCACAAAUUACUUUACUAAAGUCUUAAACAAUCCCGCUCCGUUCCUUUCAAUGAAUUCACAGCUUGCCUUUUUUUGUUUUUGUGUCACUUAUAUUUAUGUGAAAUAG